UGCAACACUAGUUGAAGAUAUUGACGCAUUCACAGUUAGGAUCAUAGAUGUUGUGAUUAGUGUAACAACCGAAAUGGUGGACACUGCAUGGAGAGAAGGUCACCCUGGUUCUCUUCGAGCUACCAAGGAUGCUCGCAUAAAAAUUUACUAGUCCAUCAAGCUUAUUAUUGCCAAGAAAAAUUCAAUACCAUUUGACUCUAAAAGUUAGCCAUUUUGAAGAAUUAAAUCAACAUAAGUUAUUGCUAUCCGAAAAGGAAUUUUGUCCUAGAAACACACUCCGGACAACUAAAGGACGUAAAUGACGUUAAAAAAGAAUAUCCGUUUCAGACUUGCAGGUUUUCUUUCAACAUAGUUGUAACAGUUUCUCCCACUCGCCUCGAUUAAGGGGCUUCAGACAGGAAAUUAGUUGAGCAUGACACCUGCCUAUAAAAGAGAGGGAUCUCCGCACACUCCUUCACUUUGCACAAGACGCUCCAGUUCCAAGUUCAGCCUUUCCUCUGUCAACAUGCAGACCUUCUUGUGUUUCACCCUGGUGCUUCUGUCGGCCACCCUUUCUGCCAAGGGAGACGUGCCAGACAGCUUGAAGAGUUUCUUCUUCCCCGCUCUCGCCCCAGCUGUCGCAAACAGCGAAUAUUCGAACAGCCAACUCAGUGAACAGGAUCCCGACGCUGUCUCACCCUCUGGCAACGAGGAGCAGAGGAUGUCUCGCCUCCAAUCUACCAUCGAUGAGGCUCGUCGCAGCUACAGCGCCGGAGAUUUCUCCCGCUACAUGACCGCCCAGCCUGUCGGAAAGGCUCAGUGUUAUGUUGAAUUUCAAGUGACCCAGCGCCAGCCAGGACGAUGCAUCCGGUUGGGAGGCCAGACCCCAGCCUGUCAGACCAGCGACUACGUGUCCAUCAACUUCAAUGAGUGCAGCUAAGAAAAUAAUGCCAUUACAGUAUCCGAAACCGAUUUAGAAUCUUCUCCUUUUGUGAUAUUUUCGACUCUUCAUUUCAUCACUCUACCAUCUUAAGAAGAUCUAUUUUUACUAUCCUCUUUAUGUUUGAAAUGAAUUAAAUUAUGUGAGCGUUAAA
Argiope bruennichi is the source of this 1073-nucleotide messenger RNA. RefSeq lists its product as uncharacterized. NCBI's taxonomy places the organism in Eukaryota, Metazoa, Arthropoda, Arachnida, Araneae, Araneidae. The coding region runs from base 413 to 919 and encodes 168 amino acids. The transcript is spliced from 5 exons. The record is from RefSeq and is a predicted model, not a curated record.